CGGAGUUAGAAGAGCAGCUGAGGAGCCUUGGAGUAAAGGACGCACUCAAUCUUAUGUGUAUCAGCUGACUGAAGCUGCCGUCCAUCUUUCUGAGGCACAGAGGAAUCCCUGGAAGAGUGCGAGACUUGACAAUAUGAACUUGUCCUACGUGGUUGCUUGUGGACUUUUGGUCACCCUGCUUUCAGAAAAGAUGGAAGCAAAGCCUUUAACACAAGCACAGCAGAAGUCGCUCAGAAGUUUGCUGGGUGAUGAGCUGGCAGAGUUUCUGGAGUCGGAGGAGCGGGAGAGGCGGAUAGACUCCGUGCGCUCUCGGAUGCGGUUACUGCGGGAUUUACGCAUGGACACCCGGGCCAGGGGGAUGUGGGCUCGUCUCCUUAACGACCAGACCGCCACCAGGAGGCACAAGUCCGGGAGCAAGAAAGGGGGCUCCUCAUCACGGAGUGGCUGCUUCGGACACAAGAUGGACAGAAUAGGAACCAUCAGCGGAAUGGGCUGUUAAGGAGCAGCUCAGCCAUGAUCUCUGGACGAUGGGUUUGGACAACACAAGCUGAGUUUGUCGUCCCCUGAGGCAAAAGUGAUGAGAAUUUUGG
This is a messenger RNA of Nematolebias whitei (Rio pearlfish), 590 nucleotides long. RefSeq names its product natriuretic peptide C (gene nppc). NCBI's taxonomy places the organism in Eukaryota, Metazoa, Chordata, Actinopteri, Cyprinodontiformes, Rivulidae. The record is from RefSeq and is a predicted model, not a curated record. The transcript has 3 exons. Gene Ontology annotation, biological process: receptor guanylyl cyclase signaling pathway; cGMP biosynthetic process. The coding region runs from base 134 to 499 and encodes 121 amino acids. Gene Ontology annotation, molecular function: hormone activity; hormone receptor binding. Gene Ontology annotation, cellular component: extracellular region.